This is a messenger RNA of Staurois parvus, 310 nucleotides long. The record is from the annotation of a GenBank genome assembly. Lineage: Eukaryota; Metazoa; Chordata; Amphibia; Anura; Ranidae.
AUGGGGCCCCUGGGCAAUAGGGGAUCAUGGGGCCCCUGUGUCCUUGCCCAAACUCUAAAAAGCCUAUGAAAAAGAUACCAGGGGCAUCUCAUGGGGCCCCCUACUGACCUCGGGCCCUGGGGCAAAGCCCGAGUUUCCAAAUGGUCAGUCUGCCCCUGGUGUAGUUAUGUUCUUUUUAUAUCUAUACACAAAUGUUUAGCCUUUCAUUUCUAUUUUAAACUAUAUGGGUUGUUUUAGGUGAGGGUUUACAUAUACUUUAAUAUCUGCUCUGAGCCCGUCCUUUGAACAAUAAUGUUACUAAUAGUUACUA